AGUACCUCUGUACCUUGUGCCAAAUUUUUAUCUACCACUUCUGCAAAUUAUUAAGUCAUGCCUUUCACUACUACGGUGGCCAGUUUUCCAAUGCCUCAGUCCAUGGUUUGGUCUCCAGCUCAACAAACUUCAUUAGUUGCACCUGUAACACCACAUGUGAUCUCUACUUCUCAGUGCUUCAGCCCACUCGCUAGCCGUAACAUAUUUUGUCAACCAACACCUUCAAAACCGCUAAUCACUGUAUUUGUUGGAAACAUUUCAGAAAAAGUUCCUCAGAUUAUGAUAAAACACAUUUUGGCAACUUGUGGACAUAUUGCUUCUUGGCAGAGUGUACAAGGAUUUGGUUUUUGUAAAUACUAUCAAUUUGAAGGUGCCUUACUUGCUAUUAAAGUUUUACAUGAUAUGGAAGUAGCCGGUAAAAAACUUGUGGUGAAAGUAGACAAAAAAAUGCAAAAAAUAUUUGACCAAUUUAAAGCAGAAAAAGAAGGUACUAGUGACCCUGAAAAAAAUCAAAAAUUGGAAGAACAUUGUAGACAGAAAAUAAACAGUAUAAUUACAGACUACAAUGAUGAAAUGAUCAGAGAAGGAAAACAAAAUGAAAACAAAGUUAGGAUAGUUGAUGGUGUGGGAUCUGGUAUGGAGCCAACUGGAGAUGAAAAAAAAAAAUUGAUUUUUCAAGAAACAUAUAAGUUUCAAGAAAACAUGAAAAAACAAGAAGAAAAUAAAAUUGAAAGAAUAAAGAACCAAGAAAAACUAAAACUAAAUGGAAGACAUACAACUUCAGAUAAUCCAGAUUCUGAAGAAAAUAGAAUGAUCCGCCGCAGAGAAGAACGAGACAAGUGUGACACAGAGAAGAAUGAAAGAACAGACAAAGAAAGAGAAAAAAGUAUUGAUGGUAAAGAAAAAAUAUCAGAAAAAAGCAAUGGCUACUUUGAUAAGAAUAAAUUAAAAGAAAAAGAAAUGGAAGAAGAAGAGCUGGAGCUAAAAAAAGAAGAUGAUAGACAGAGAGAGAAAGAAUUAUCAUAUCAAGAGAAACUUAAUGAAUGGUUAACCAGAGAAAAACAAAAGAAAGAAGAAUUAUCCAAAGAACGUGAAAAUAAAAAAAACCUAGAAGAAGAUAGAAAAACAAAUGUUAAAGAGCUUAAAGAGUUUUUGGAAGAUUACAAUGAUGACAUCGAUGACCAGAAGUAUUUUAAAGGAAAAAAUUUGCAAAAACGAAUCAAACUGCGUGAAAAAGAAAUAGAAGAAGAUGAAAGAGAUCGACAGAGAGAGAACGAUGAACUAGCAAUCAUUCAGGAAAAGAUAAAUAAUAACAUUAAAUUAGAAUUUGCUGAGGUAUUAAAAGCCAGAGAAGCAAAUAUGUUGAAGUCCAAAUUAUUAAUAGAUGUUACUGAAAAACAAAAAGAUAAAUUAAAACAGUAUGAAAUGAAAAUUGAAAAUCAGAAAAACAUGGAAGCUGAACAGAAAUGUCAGAGGCAUGUUAUGGAAAAAGUAAUAACACCCAGUCCGCAGCAGCCAGGUACAUCAUCUAGUGUUCAUUCUCAAACACCUCCACUCAUUUCUCAACAUACUCAACCUAUCACUUUGAUGAUAAAGAAAAAAAUGAAUAUCAAUGAUGUUUUUAACGACGAUGAUGAAGAAUCGCCUAGGCCUAAAAAAGGAAAAUUGAAUCGUCAUCUCGAAUAUUACAAAGAGAAAAAAGAAAAAGAAAGUAAAGCAAUCGAGGAAAAGAAAAAGAGUAUCCGUCAGUUAAUUGAACGCAUUCCCACUGAUAAAGAUGAGUUAUUCUCAUUACAUCUUGAUUGGACAGUAGUUGACCUCCAACAGAUAAAAAAAUGCAUUUGGCCGUGGAUAAAUAAAAAAAUCAUUGAAUAUAUCGGCGAACCAGAACCAACACUGGCAGAUUUUAUAUGUUCAAAAGUGGAAUCCGGUAGCAGUCCUCAAGCUAUAAUUGAUGAUGUUAAGAUGGUACUUGACAAUGAGGCUGAGUUGUUUGUUAUAAAAAUGUGGAGACUUAUAGUAUUUGAGGUUGAAAAAAAAAAAUUACCAAACGUUGAACUAAAAGAAAAUGGUCACGAAGACUCAUAGACAAUAAAUAAUGUGGAACUUUCUGUAAAUAUAAUAUGAUUCAAAUAUUGUGACAAUUGAAAAUCUAUUUAAAAUUUAAAUGUUUACCAUAACAUAUUAGGUACACACUAUAUUUUUUCAUUGCAUCAUUUUUCCAACAAUAUAUAAUUGAUUUAAAAUAAAACUAUCUAUGCAUUUAUGAGUAUAAACAAUUGUAGAAUAUUUUUAUUUUAUGUAUUUAAAAAUAUACACUGUGCAUUUAAAAUAUUAUAAUAACCUUUGAACUUUAUUCACCUAUGUGUACUAAGUAUGUAUGUAUUACCCCCCCGUAUUACCUA
Messenger RNA from Myzus persicae (green peach aphid), 2405 nucleotides. RefSeq names its product RNA-binding protein 25-like. The annotation marks the transcript as partial. Gene Ontology annotation, biological process: regulation of alternative mRNA splicing, via spliceosome; mRNA processing. Lineage: Eukaryota; Metazoa; Arthropoda; Insecta; Hemiptera; Aphididae. Gene Ontology annotation, cellular component: spliceosomal complex. The transcript has a single exon. The record is from RefSeq and is a predicted model, not a curated record. Gene Ontology annotation, molecular function: mRNA binding.